CUUCCGGCCGCGAGAGGCGUGCCCAGGGUCCGGAGCCUGGAAUACAGUUCCGCGCGGCACCACCGGAUCCGGACUCGGAGCCGCGGCCAAGAAGAUGAGCAGCAGUGACUCCUCUCUCAUGGCUGGGAUCAUUUACUACAGCCACGAAAAGUACUUUCGCCAUGUGCAGCAGGCUGCAACUGUGGGCCUGGAGAAAUUCAGCAAUGACCCCGUGCUGCAUUUUUUCAAAGCCUAUGGAGUCCUCAGGGAAGAGCACAUCCAGGAUGCCAUCAGCAACCUGGAGAGCAUCCGGAAUCACCCAGAAGUGACCCUGUGUUCCAUCAUGGCGCUCAUUUAUGCUCAUAGGUGCUGUGAAACCAUUGACCAAGAAGCCAUUCAGGAGCUCGAGAGCAGCCUGAAGGAAAUCCGCAAGACAGCUAGCGGGUCUGCACUGUACUACGCUGGCCUCUUCCUCUGGCUCAUGGGACGCCAUGACAAGGCCAAGGAAUACAUCGACCGUAUGCUGAAGGUCUCCAGCAACUUCAGAGAGGGCUACGUGCUCAGAGGCUGGGUGGAUCUCACCUCAGAUAAACCCCACACUGUGAAGAAAGCCAUCAAGUACCUGGAACAAGGAAUUCAGGACAACAAAGAUGUGCUGGGGCUGAUGGGCAAGGCAACAUAUUUCAUGAUGCAGCAGAACUACACAGGGGCCCUGGAGGUGGUGAACCAGAUCACCCUUGCCUCGGGGAGCUUCCUGCCCGCCUUGGUCCUGAAGAUGCGGCUGUUCUUGGCUCGGCAGGACUGGGAGCAGACUGUGGAAACAGCACACAGAAUCCUAGAAAAAGAUGAAAGUAACAUUGAUGCCUGCCAAAUCUUAGCUGUGCAUGAGCUUGCAAGAGAAGGGAACAGGACCACAGCUGCUGAUCACAUCAGAAAUCUGAUUAAGGCACUAGAGAAAAGAGAGCCCCAAAAUCCAAGCCUCCAUCUUAAAAAAAUUCUUGUGGUUAGCAAACUGUGUGGGAGGCACCAGGCAAUGCUGCGACAAGUGUGUACCUUCAUUGAGCACACCUUCAUGGCCACACCCUCCUAUGGCAGUAUAGCCACAGAGCUGGGCUAUCUCUUCAUCCUGCAAGACCAGGUGAAGGAGGCGUCUCAGUGGUACUCGGAGGCCAUGAAACUGGAUGAAAACAGCCUGGCUGCCUUGACAGGCAUGAUCUGGUGCCAGAUCUUAGACGGUCACCUGGAGGAGGCCGAGCACCAGCUGGAGUUCCUGAAGGAGGUGCAGCAGUCCCUGGGCAAAUCUGAGGUGCUGGUUUUCCUCCAAGCCCUUCUGGCCUCCAGGAAGCACAUGGGGGAGCAGGAGGCCACCGGGCUCCUGAAGGAGGCGGUGGAGCUGCACUUCUCCAGCAUGCAGGGUCUCCCCCUGAGUUCAGAGUACUUGGAGAAACUGGACCCCCUCUUCCUGGUCUGCAUUGCCAGGGAGUACUUGUUCUUCUGCCCCAAGCAGCCCCGGCUGCCAGGGCAGAUCGUGUCCCCUCUUCUUAAACAAGUUGCCGUCAUCUUGAAUCCUGUGAUCAAGGCAGCACCAGCUCUGAUCGACCCCCUGUAUGUGAUGGCUCAAGUCAAGUAUCUCUCAGGAGAGCUAGAGAAUGCCCAGAGCACCCUUCAGCGCUGCCUGGAGCUGGACCCUACCUUUGUGGAUGCUCACCUCCUCAUGUCACAGAUCUACCUGGCUCAAGGCAACUUUACCAUGUGCUCCCACUCCUUAGAGCUGGGCGUCAGCCACAACUUUCAGGUUCGAGACCACCCCCUCUACCAUUUCAUCAAGGCCAGAGCCCUCAAUAAGUCUGGGGACUAUCCAGAGGCCAUAAAGACACUGAAAAUGAUCGGGAAAUUACCAACGCUGAAGACAGAAGGCAAGAAGUUCCGUGGGCCCUCUGUGCAGCCCCACGAGAGGGUCUCCAUCUUACUAGAACUGGCAGAUGCCCUCCGGAUGAAUGGAGAACUGCACGAGGCCACCAAGGUCAUGCAGGAUGCCAUCAACGAGUUCAGCGGCACGCCAGAGGAGAUCCGCAUCACCAUCGCCAAUGUGGACUUGGCCCUGAGCAAGGGGAAUGUGGACAUGGCUCUGAGCAUGCUGAGGAACAUCACACCUAAGCAGCCCUAUUACACAGAAGCCAAGGAGAAGAUGGCCAGCAUCUACCUGCAGACCCGCAAAGAUGUCCGCCUCUACAUAGGAUGCUACCGGGAGCUCUGUGAGCAGCUACCUGGCCCCCACACCAGCCUGCUGUUGGGCGAUGCUUUUAUGUACAUUCAGGAGCCCGAGAAGGCCCUGGAGGUCUACGAUGAAGCCUACAGAAAGAAUCCACACGAUGCCUCUCUGGUCAGCAGGAUUGGGCAAGCUUAUGUGAAGACCCAUCAGUACACCAAGGCAAUUAAUUAUUAUGAGGCCGCCCAGAAGAUUAGCGGGCAGGACUUUCUGUGCUGUGACUUGGCUGAACUUCUUCUGAAGUUAAAGAAAUUCAAUAAAGCAGAGAAAGUUUUGAAGCAGGCACUGGAACAUGACUCUGUCAAAGACAUCCCAUCCAUGAUGAAUGACGUCAAGUGCUUACUUUUGCUGGCAAAGGUUUAUAACAACCAUAAAAAAGAGGAUGUGAUGGAAACUUUGAACAAGGCUAUGGACCUCCAGUCUCGGAUACUGAAGCGUGUUCCCCUGGAACAGCCAGAAAUGAUCCCCUCCCAGAAGCAACUGGCAGCCUCCAUCUGUGUCCAGUUUGGAGAACACUACUUGGCAGAGAAGGAGUAUGCCAGGGCGGUGCGGUCAUACAAGGAUGCCCUCUCCUAUUCACCCACUGACAACAAGAUAGUGCUGGAGUUGGCUCGGCUCUCUCUGCUCCAGGGGCACCUGGACUUGUGUGAGGAGCACUGUGCCAUCCUCCUGCAGACUGACAAGAACCAUGAGACCGCCUCCGUGAUGAUGGCCGAUCUGCUGUUUAGAAAACAGAAAUAUGAAGCUGCCAUCAAUCUCUACCAUCAAGUCCUGGAGAAAGCGCCAGACAAUUUUUCAGUAUUGGAUAAAUUGAUCGAUCUGCUGCGAAGAAGUGGCAAACUUGAAGAUGCCCCACCCUUCUUUGAACUGGCCAAGAAGAUGUCCAGCCGUGUGCCUUUGGAGCCAGGAUUCAACUACUGCAGGGGCAUCUACUGCUGGCAUAUAGGACAGCCCAAUGAAGCCCUGAAGUUUCUAAACAAAGCACGCAAGGAUAGCACUUGGGGCCAGAGGGCCACCUACUAUAUGGUGCAGAUCUGUCUGAACCCUGACAAUGAGAUUGUGGGCGGAGAGGCUUUCACAAACCUUGUGGCUGAGAGCAACACCACCGAUAGGAAGGAGUUGGAGCAGCAUGGUGUGCGCACUGCUGAGAAGCUGCUGCGUGAGUUCUACCCACAUUCGGCCUGGGGCCAGACCCAGCUGCGCCUGCUGCAGAGCCUUUGCCUACUGGCCACCAAGGAGAAGACUAACAUGGAAGCAGCACUGGGCACCUUUAUCGAGAUGGCGCAGGCUGAGAGGGACAGCGUUCCAGCUCUGCUGGCCAUGGCCCAGGCGUAUACGCUGCUGAAGCAGGUCCCCAAGGCACGCACACAGUUGAAGCGUCUGGCCAAGGCCCCAUGGGUGCUGACCGAGGCUGAGGACCUGGAGAAAGGUUGGCUCCUGCUGGCGGACAUCUACUGCCAGGGUGGCAAGUUUGACCUCUCUUCUGAGCUGUUGCGGCGCUGUGUGCAAUACAACAAGUCCUGCUGCAAGGCCUAUGAGUACAUGGGUUUCAUCAUGGAGAAGGAGCAGUCCUACAAGGAUGCAGCCACCAACUACGAACUGGCCUGGAAAUACAGUCAUCAUGCCAACCCUGCUAUUGGCUUCAGACUGGCUUUCAACUACUUGAAGGAUAAGAGAUUCGUGGAGGCCAUCGAAGUCUGCCACAAUGUCCUCAGGGAACACCCCAACUACCCCAAAAUCAGAGAAGAAAUUUUGGAAAAGGCCCAAGGGUCUCUGAGGCCCUAGCUGUGGUCAAGAAGCAAUUUUGUUCCAAGGAAGAAAGACAUCAACCAGCUUAACUUCUGCUGGGCUUAUGGGCAGCUUUUAAUGGGUCCUACUUUUAUCUACAGCUAUGUUAGCCCACAAAUGCCUCCCCUCUUCUGGCUGGUCCCCAGAAUUCUGGAGCUAAAGAAGCAGUUGCUCCUCCCUAUCGCGCUACCCGCUGUGUCCUCCCUGGCGGUGGGCACAGACAGGAGACCAGCUGCAGAAGGCCCCAGAACUGCUGCACCACGGGACAGAGACCAUCACCCUGCAGGUCGCAAAGCCGCUGGUGCACCCUGCCCAUACAUUCUUUCUCCUCCUCCCUAGGACUUCAGCUGGCCUUGGCAGGUCUGGACCUAUUUGGGACUAAAUUGCCUGUCCAUAGGCUGGAAACACAUCCCAAGAACAAAUAGUUCCCACUUCAGCUUUUGUAAAAGACACUGAUGAACUAAUUCAUCCUCCAGAAAGCCUUUUAAUCCCUCAGGGGACAAAAGCAGUGGUCCCUGUUUAGAUGCAUGUUAAUUGUGCCAGCUGAGAGAGAUCACCUUUGUUGUUUUCCCAGUACCCCUCUCCCUGUUUUUCAGGAUGGCAGAAAUGGGCUAGUUGGGCCUCAGGGGAAGGAACCCCCACCUGGAGUGAGGAAGCCUAGAAUCCCCUGUGGCCUUCCUAAGACCCUUCCCUUCUCUAAGCCUGAGCCCCCAUCCCGGGGCAGGAAAUCCGAUUCGAUCUGUGUGUUCCCAAGUCAUGGUACAAAUCCCUGCCAGUGAUGUACAGCAAAUAAUUUAAUGUUUAAUAACUGUGUGUUUAAAUCACUCUUUUAUAGUUUGUAUUAUAUAAGAAAAACAUCUAGCACAGCAAAGUCAUGAAUUUGUGGAUGUUGUUCCACACAAGUUCUAACUUGUAAGCAUAUGGGCAUAAAGUAAAACACUUAGGGGGAAAGAAAUAAAGUAAAAUACUUUGUAUGAGUAGAAUGUAAAUAUGGCAUAGUUUUCAAGAGAAGUGACUAGGACUUGGGAGAGUAGGUGGGUAAGUGUCCCUUCUAGAGCAGCCCUAGUUGGCCUUGAUGGCUGCAGCCUUGUUUUUAUAGAGCUUUGUUUUUAUAACAUACUGCUGAUCACAUGUUUAGGUGGCCUGUAAGUAUGAGUCAGUGGUCUGGAACCUUCCUCCAGGUUCCUACCAUCAUUCCUAUGGGAAACCCUUCCCUAGGAUCUGCUUUACACUCCAGUUUCUUGAGGGGGGUUGCAUUGAAAGGCAGGUAGUUUGUAUGGUAGAUGAUGCUGUAACAAUUGUGCAUUAAUCACAUAUUUAUUACUGCGAAAUCUACUGUCUUCAUUUUUUAA
Molecule: messenger RNA, 5388 nt
Organism: Talpa occidentalis (Iberian mole)
Lineage: Eukaryota; Metazoa; Chordata; Mammalia; Eulipotyphla; Talpidae
Gene: TTC21A
Product: tetratricopeptide repeat domain 21A
Exons: 30
Coding region: 95-4033 (1312 amino acids)
Biological process (GO): intraciliary retrograde transport; protein localization to cilium
Cellular component (GO): intraciliary transport particle A
Molecular function (GO): protein binding
Source: RefSeq, a predicted model, not a curated record